AUGGUGUCCCAGAGUUGCUGGGUUCUGCUGCUCCUCUGCACCGCUGCUGGGUUUUUCGGGUGGCUGGGCCUCAGCACCCCCCUAGAAGAACCGGGGACCCCCCCGCAGGUGAGGACCCCCCUAUGCAUCCCCUUUGAGAUGGCCACAGGUGAUAAGCAGCUCCAGGCUGAAGCCAUGUGCUGGGAGCUGUCACCCCUGGACUCCUGUCACCAUCAGGUAGUGGCGCAGCUCCACUCAUCCCAUGGUGAUCUGAGUGAGGAGGAGAAGGUGGCCAAGCUGGGGGUGGACCUAUUCAACUGCCAGGCCAACGCUGAGGGUCACUGUAUGUACCCCUGCACCCUGGAGCUGGAGCAGCCGACGGGGUGGCUGCGGCCAAGACUGGAGAUGUCCAUCCACCGCAGCCUGCAGCAGCCGGUGCUGGAUGAGACCCUCAUUGCCAGCGGGCAGCACCGGGUGGCCCAGCCCAUGGAGGACAUCACCCAGCAGAUGGGGAAUGUGAGCAGCCAGGGGGCCACAGGGCUCCGGGAAGGGCACCGGCUUGUCCUGUCCGACCUCCACCAUGAGCAGGAAAGAGCUCAGGAUAUCUAUUCCCAACUAGAGAGUGACUUGGCCCUUCUUCUGGCCCAGCAGCGCCGAAUGGAGGAGGUCAUGGAGAAGCUCCAGCGAGUCAACCAGAGCCUGGGGCUGAUGCUGGCGGCUGUGGAGGGUGCACAGAACCAGCUGGAGAACCAUCUGGAGAACCUCCACCCAGCCGGUCAGAGCCCAAGUGCCAUCUCCACCUUCAUCCUACAUGGCUCCUACUUUGCGUUGCUGGUUGCGCUACUGGUGCCCAUGCCACCCCGUGCCAUCCUCCUCCUCCUUGCCUUCGGUGUCCUCGGCGAGCUCCUUGGCAUCCCGGCACUCUCCACUCUCCUGGUCCUUGCCAUGGCAGGGCAGCUGCUGGUGGUAGCCACCCGCUAUGGUGCUGGGGGGGCCUGGCUGGUGCUUCCACAGGAGGAGCCCCAUCACCAGCUCACCUCCACCCCAGACAGAGCCCUCAUACCUGGAGCAGCCCCCAGCGAUGGCAGGGGACACCCCUUGCUUAGCAGGACAUGUGUCACCUGUCCCCAGCAGCUGGAGGACAAAGCUGAGCUCGUGUGGGGUAAGCCUGAGCUGGGGGUGAUGCAGGAGCCACCUAUGGGUGCUGGGAAGCGCUGGGAGCCCAAACCCUGCAGCCCAAGCCAGUCUCUGGCCAGCGACACGUCCUCGCUGUCCCCACGGCUCCUGUGUCAGGGGCUCACCAGGGCCAGACGGCGGUGCCGGAAGAAAGCCAUCCCCGGGCAGGACUUCUGCCAUGUCCACGCUACCGGUCAAACCUCCUGCAGCGGCUUGGCCGUGGACUCAUCCCCCCAUAUCUGA
Molecule: messenger RNA, 1398 nt
Organism: Charadrius vociferus (killdeer)
Lineage: Eukaryota; Metazoa; Chordata; Aves; Charadriiformes; Charadriidae
Product: protein brambleberry-like
Exons: 10
Coding region: 1-1398 (465 amino acids)
Source: RefSeq, a predicted model, not a curated record